AUGAGCUUUACUACGUUGCCAAUACAGACAUUUGAAGAGUUUGAUCCUUCGGUUCCCGUGGUUCUUCCUCAUGAAAAAGUCUAUUCCAUCCAAGUUGGGUAUAGGUUAUUCCGAUUGAGCGGGUUAUCACUUUCAUCAGAUUCACCGUCCUAUUUCACUAAAUUUUUUAGCGAGCCAGAGAAUGAAGAGAAAGUCUUGUUCUUUGACAGGAGCCCCAGGGUAUUUGAAAAGAUAUACACACAUUUACAAGGUUAUUCCAUCAAUGUCGAAGAGGAUUUUGAAUUCAUGCACCUCUGGAGCGAUGCCUGUUAUUUCGGAUUAACAGGAUUAAGAAAAGUGUUAACAGAACACGAUUAUUUUGCCACCGUUGGUACUGAACGAUUCAAGAUCCCCAAGGCAUUGCUUCAAGGGCAAGGAAACUACCCCAACUACUUUUCCAUCCAUUCAGAAAGACUUUAUUUCGACAAUUUGGCUCUUGUUGAAAAAAAGAAUAUGCUCAGACCACCACCACAGAGACCGUGCAUUGUAUCGAACCGCUCGCCGGAAUUGUUUCGGGACUUGUUGGAGAUUUUACGUGGGAACAUUUUAGUGAUCAAAAGCAAUGAGCAUAGACAGUUGCUUAUCAAGGAGGCAAAAUACUACCGGUUUAUGGAAUUGGAACAAAGGAUAUUGCAACACAAGGUCUUGGCUGCCGGUAUUGUUUUAAAUUUGAAUGAUAUUGCAAGAAAGGGAUUGGUGAAUGAUUCUCCAGCAGAUAAACUGAACGAAAUACCACUAAGAUAUUCAAGACCAUAUAUAGAUGAGCCCAAGCGAGACCUCAUAUUCCAAAUUGAUAACUCAUUGGAGAACCAAGGCGAUGUUAAAUUAAAGUUGAAUAAGAAAACAAAAAUUGUUACCGCAGUGUUUACAAAGAAAACUUUUGCAAAGUAUUUGAAAGCAUUUGGAAAUUUAAAAGAGGGUGUAAUGAUGGAGAAAGAUUCUGCAACAUUGUUUGUUGGGUUCAAUAAUCUGUCCACGGUCAUCAAUGGCCGCGAGAUGAAACAGUGUUGGGUUAGCGACUUGAUCGGUGAUAACAUUCCAUUCACUAAUGGAACAGAUGAGCCAGAAGGUAAAGAAGCACCUUCAAAAAAGAGGAAAUUAUCAGAUGACAUAAAAGGAGAGAUAAUUGAAUUGUAUUUACGCAAAUCGUUAUGGAAAGUAAUGAUGCGAGGGCCUCUCGCACGUCUUGAGGCAGUGACAUUAGAUGCAGUAACGACAUUAAAGGAAGAUAAGGUCGAGUUUCUAUAG
Lodderomyces elongisporus is the source of this 1287-nucleotide messenger RNA. RefSeq lists its product as uncharacterized. The transcript has a single exon. The record is from RefSeq and is a predicted model, not a curated record. Bases 1 to 1287 code for a protein of 428 amino acids. Gene Ontology annotation, biological process: protein homooligomerization. Lineage: Eukaryota; Fungi; Ascomycota; Pichiomycetes; Serinales; Debaryomycetaceae.